GCCCAGACAUCAUAUUUUCCAGCUCCUUGAUUUUUGCACCCAGUUUGUUGAAAACAUUACCAUUUUCAUUCUUCUGAAUUUCAUCGGAAAUCCCAGUUUUGUUUGCACGAUCGGCAAUUUCACUCAUUUUUGUUGAUCCAGCAACGGUGGAUCCCUCAUUCUUGCCAAUAGGAGGCGUUCUCAAAACUUUGGAGUUCCUUCGGAAAGGAUUCUCCGGUGUACACCCAAUGCUAUUUUCUGAAGCCAUAUUAUGGCAGGAAAAUAGUUGGGUACUCCUGUCUGUAAGUAUGUUCAGUCGCUGUCACUAACAAACCUACACGAAAUUUCAAUGGUUGGCAACGCCAAAACCAAAAGGAAAACGAAAAUGAAUAGGGAACAGCUGUUCGAUCAAAACAAACGGCAGAACAAAUUAAGUGCGCGUUUAAUUUGAUAGCUGUUUUUUAGGGGAAACAAUAUUUAAUUUAUUAUUAACUAAUUUGCCGCGAAAAAUGGGAUCUACCUGGUACCUCCAGUGUCCCGCAGGUCUUAAGCGCGCCAACUUGGCGGAUAAGGAAGUUGACACCUUAAAGGAUCAUUUAACCACCAACACAGACACCAGCACCACCACCACCAACACACCAGACAACGCUAAUAGCAGUAGCGACAUACCGGCCGACAUAGACGACUUGAGUGCAGCGGCCGCUAUCGUAUUAGCCGCCAACAGCAGCGGCGCCUCCGCCACAGACAGCAACACAAGCAUUACCACCAACACCAACACAACAACUACAAUCCCACCAAGCACCAAACUGCUUUCGCCCACCAGCGCUGCAUACAGCAGCAUAGCCGCCGCCGCUGCAGCGGGCUUCAACAGCCCGAAUAGUGUGCAUCAUAAUAAUAACAACAACACCAAAUUGUUGAAUAGUGUCGCUGCGGCGAUAACACUGCAUCAGAACGGUGGCAAUUUAUUGGCUGCCACAACGAAUACACCCUCUCCCUCGCCACCACUCUCCACAGACGGUUGUAGCAUUGCCGCUGCCGCUGCAGCUGCUGCCGCGUGUGGCAAUAGCAGCGUUUCACCGCUGAGCGCCGCCUUGAACGGCGUCAACGGUUGCCUCAAUCCAAAGCUAUUCUUCAAUCACGCACAACAAAUGAUGAUGGAAGCUGCGGCUGCUGCCGCCGCUGCUGCUGCAGCAGCUGCCGUACAACAGCAACAAUCGCCGCUACACUCGCCCUUGCAUGCGGCGCCACAUAUAGACGACGACGACGAUGAUAUGGAUGAGGAUGGCAGUCGCAGUGCUAGCGUUGUGGAUGCUAGCAAAUUGAUCACCAGUCUCACAGCGGAAAUGAAAUUGGUGAAGCGUGCACGCGACAAUGAGGACGCCGAAGAGUUGGAUGAGCACGACGACGUGGAUGCCGAUGAGAAUGCGAAUGCGCGCAAGCGUAGUCAUACAGCAACAAAUCAAAAGGAUGGGUUGGAGCAUGGUGUGGCUGCUGUUGAGCAAAAUGCCAAUGCGAGCGUAUGUGGUCAAAGAACUGAUGAUACUAGCCUAAAUGUUAGCAGUAGCGAUAGCAAUAAAGUAACUAGUUGUAGUGUAAACAAAAGUAAUUGUGCAAGAAAAACAAAAACCAAUGCGAUUGGCGAUGAUUGCAGUGGUAAUGCAGCUGUUGAUGAUGAUGAUGAGGAUGGUGAUGAUAAUGCCGAUGAACAUGCAAUGUCGCUGAGUGCAGCGGAAGUUAAGCGCAUGGAAAUUGAUGGCGGUGAAAGUGGUGAGAGUGGGAAAAUCAAUGCCACAAUUGGUUACUACGGUGGAAGUGCAACAAUUAAGUCGCAUGCGGUAGGAAACAAUCAUGCUGAAUUAUUAGCUGCCAAAGAUAAAGAGAUUAAAGCACUUAUCGAAGAGGUACAACGCCUGCGCACACUCGAACAAACACAACUCACACAAAUACAACGACUUGAAGAUCACUUAGAAGUGAAGCGUCAGCACAUAAUGCGCCUAGAAUCGCGUCUCGAUAGGGAACAAAUCAAUGCUGCGCACAGUGAAGCCAACUCAUUAGUAGAAACAACAACAGUUGUCGCUGCUGCGCCAGCGACACACAAUGUUGUACACAAUGUCGAUGAUGAAGAUGAUGAUGAUGAGGAUAGUGCAGCAGUUGUUGACACUACUGCUGACGCUGAGGCAGCGGUUGACAAAAUUGAUUUAACCACCACAACAGCAACAACUGAGUCGAAUGACGCCACAGAUGCUAAAGCUGAUUUCGCAGCUGAUCGCGAAUGUGAGCAGUUGAAUGCAGCGACAGCAGUAGAAGAAGAUGAAAAUGCAUCAACAAACACAACAAAAACAGCGACACAUGAUGAAAACAAUGGCAGCACAACAACAGCAACAACACUUGAAACAACACAAGUUGACGAGCUACAAAUCAAAAAGGAAAAUCACAGCAGCCCACUCGAUUUGGACGUGAUUAGUCAGCAAUCGGCUAUUGCUGCUGCUGCAGCCGCCGCCGCUGCCGCGUGCGCCAAUGAUCCGAACAAAUUCCAGGAAUUACUGCUUGAGGGCACCAAAGCGUUGGCGGCCGCCGCCAAUGCUGCCGAGGGAGCAGCCGUUCCAGCCAGACAAGAAAUGAAUAAUGCAGACGCCGACGCCGAUGGCGACGAAAUCGCGCCCAGUGGCAACAACAGUUUAGUAAACGACGACGACGAUGAAGCGUCGCCUGCAACGCAAAUUGCAGAAUUGUCUGACAUGCCAAAAAUACCAAAAAUCGAAAUUGUCGAUGACGAUGACGAUGCCGAAGCGCUUAGCGUCAACAUGCCGGCGCACGCCGAUACUGAAUCACUUGAGCGCGAAAGUCACACGGCAUAUGACAAUGCAACUGCCGAAGUGAACGCUGACAUGCAGCCGCCCACAAUCGACGUGGACGCUUUGGAGCCUGCUGGUAGCAAUGAAACCGUGCAGAAAUCCGAAUUGCAAGCGUUGCAACAGCAUGUUGCCGAUUCCACUGCAGCUGCUGCCGCCGCCGCUGCCGCUGCAGCAGUCGCCUGCUUCGAUGACAAUGUUGAUGCCUUUGGCACAUUGCUAGGCGAAGAGUUGGUGAGCUCUUAUUGGCGCGGCUUCAAAAUGCCCACGCCCACCACUAAUAAUAGCGGCAGCAACAGCAACAGCAGCGGCGCCAGCGCCAUUACCAAUAAAAUGUCAAACGCCAAUAAUAUGUUUGCCAAUCAGUUGUCGCAUCGUUUGCCGCCACCGCCGUUGCCACCACAUCAGCACCAUCUUGCUAUGCAUCAACACCAGCACUCCACAUUUAUGCCACAUCACAUGCAACAGCAUCACCUGCACCAACAACAGCAGCAGCAACAACAACACCAACAGCAGCAGCAACAAAAUGCCGCCGCUACGCAGCAACAUGGACCUUCGUCCACUGCGCUGCUCAGCCAAUUAGUUAAUUCCACAUUCUCAUCAACACCAACCACUUCUUGUUCUUCUUCUUCCUCCUCUCUACGUACAGAUGGCCUGCUGCCACCACCACAUCAUCUACAUCAUAGCCAUCAUGCGCAGCAAGGCAACACAAUUGGCGCAACAGCACCGCCACCACCACCAAUGCCGCCACAUCAUCACCUGCAUCAGCCACAUCUCAGCGCCGCCGAGGUCCAUCACAAGUCCAACAUGGAUGCGUUGCACAGCGGCAACAACAGCAAUCACGAGUUAUCAGCCAAUACAAGCGCGUCCCAUGCGCAGGAUGCACGCGAUGAACAACACGCUGUGCUCAACGGCAGCGCCAAGUCGCUAAUGGAGGACAACAAUAACACAUUAUGCGGCACACCAAAUGCGAAUGCGAACAGCGCCGCCGCCAUGGCUGCCGCUGCAAUGGCUGCACAACAGCAUCCCCACCUGCCACCCGGCUACUUGCAUGCGCUACCAUUCCAGUUUCAGGAACGCGGUCACUUCCGCUUCGCCGACGAUUUGCAGUUGCCGCCUGGCGCUUCGAUGGCUGGACGCCUCGGUGAAUCGCUUAUACCAAAAAGCGAUCCAAUGGAGGCUAAACUGCAGGAAAUGCUACGCUACAAUAUGGAUAAGUAUGCCAAUCAGCCGCUGGACACAUUGCAUAUCUCGCGACGCAUACGUGAACUGUUAUCGGUGCACAAUAUCGGACAGCGGUUGUUCGCCAAGUACAUACUCGGCCUGUCGCAGGGCACCGUCUCGGAGUUGUUGUCCAAACCGAAGCCGUGGGAUAAGCUGACCGAGAAGGGACGUGACAGCUAUCGCAAAAUGCACGCCUGGGGCUGUGAUGAUAACGCUGUGAUGCUGCUCAAAUCGCUCAUACCGAAGAAAGAUUCUGGUUUGCCGCCAUAUGGUGGACGCGAAGACUCCAUGUCCGAUGAUCGCAUCGCACACAUACUCAACGAAGCAUCGAGCAUGAUCAAAAAUUCCACACCGGGUUCGCUGCAACAGCAAUUGAAAGAAGCCGAACAGCGACAACUGCAACAGGAGCAUCAUCGGCGUUCAGCGCAUGAUGAGUCGCAGCACAGCAAUGAGGAUUCGAAAUCGCCACAUCCGCUCUGCACUUCGCCAUUCUAUAAGAGCAACAGCCAAUUGAAGCAGGAACAGGAGGCGGCCGCAGCAGCUGUAGCGCAACAGCAACAGCAUCGCUUGCGGCAGGAGCAAGAGUUGACGCCCGACAAGAUGGCGCGCAUCUAUCAGGAGUUUCUCAUGCGUACGCCACGUGAAGCCGCCUUCCCUAGUCUUCUGCUUUCACCUUUUUUCAGCGCGGCCGGUGGCAUGCCCAGUGGUUGUGGGCUACCCAACAUGAUGGCUGCCGAUGAGAAUUUACGCCUCACUUACGAGCGUGAAAUGGCCAAAUUGCAACAGCAACAACAACAGCAAACUGCUGCAGCCGCUGCCGCCGCUAGCAGCUUACCGAACUUCCCCAAUUUCUCCAACUUGAUGGCACUGCAACAGCAAGUGCUGAAUGGCGCACAGGAUCUCACACUGACGAAGGAUCCCAAGGACGCUAUAAAAGUAAAUGGACAGCGCGCCAUCGAACACUCCAGCAACUCGAUGGACUCACAGUGCGGUAAUAGCAACAGCAAUACGGCCACCAUGCCGGGUAAUAAUAACAUCGGCGGUAACAACAACAAUCCCAAAGACUUGCCCAACACAGAGAGCUUGGAGCGCCAUUCAAGCGCUGGUAUGCCGUUGCAUUCGCGCAAGCUAGAGAGCAGCGGUAGCAGCCAUACACCGGUGCCGCCAACAACUAGUAGCGCGUCUGUUUCAAUGCAUGGCGUUAGCAACUCUACCGCACCCAGUCCAUUGAGCAAUUCUAUUUUGCCACCCGCGAUGACAUCCAAUGAUGAUUUCUCCGCCACCGCAAGUCCAUUGCAGCGCAUGGCAUCUAUCACGAACUCGUUGAUCACACAGCCUCCCGUCCCACCACACCACACACCACCGCAGCGUCCCACCAAAGCCGUUUUGCCACCAAUCACACAACAACAAUUCGAUAUGUUCAAUAAUCUCAACACCGAGGACAUAGUGCGACGCGUUAAAGAAGCACUUUCGCAAUACUCCAUCUCGCAGCGUCUCUUCGGUGAAUCAGUACUUGGUCUUUCGCAAGGCUCUGUCUCCGAUUUGUUAGCACGCCCCAAACCGUGGCAUAUGUUAACACAGAAGGGACGUGAACCCUUCAUACGCAUGAAGAUGUUCCUUGAAGACGAGAACGCUGUACAUAAGUUAGUAGCUAGCCAAUACAAGAUUGCGCCUGAAAAGUUAAUGCGUACCGGCAGUUACAGCGGUACACCACAGAUACCACAAGGCCUGGCCAGUAAAAUUGGCGCUUCACUACCAAUGCAAAAAAUGAUGAACGAAUUGAAACUUCAGGAACCGACACAAGCCCAGCAUAUCAUGCAACAAAUGCAAGCUGCCGCCAUGUCCGCCGCAAUGCAGCAACAUCAACAGCAGGCACAAAGUCAGCAACAACAUGCUGCAGCCGCUGCCGUACAAGCAGCUCAGGCCGCGGCAGCCGCACAAGCAGCUCACCACCAAAGCAUGUUGUUGACUUCACCCGGACUGCCACCACAACACGCCAUCAGUCUGCCACCAACUGGCGCCGCUGGCAGUGUUGCUGGCCCGGGCACACCAGGUAGCGAUAAGAAACCAAUGAUGAUGCCAAUACAUUCGCCGCACCAAGCGAACGCAAUGCGUAGCAUGCACCAACAUAUGUCGCCGACCGUUUACGAAAUGGCGGCGCUUACUCAGGAUCUUGAUACACAAGUGAUAACUACGAAAAUCAAAGAAGCUCUACUUGCCAACAAUAUCGGACAAAAGAUCUUUGGCGAAGCUGUGCUUGGUCUAUCGCAAGGCUCCGUCUCUGAGUUACUCAGCAAACCAAAACCAUGGCACAUGCUUUCAAUUAAGGGGCGUGAACCAUUCAUACGCAUGCAAUUGUGGCUGUCCGAUGCUAAUAAUGUUGAACGCCUACAAGUGAUUAAAAACGAAAGACGUGAGGCUAGUAAGCGACGUCGCUCAACCGGCCCUAACCAACAAGACAACAGUUCGGAUACAUCUAGCAACGACACCAACGACUUUUACACCAGUUCCCCCGGUCCGGGUUCAGUGGGCUCAUCUGUUAGUGGCGCACCACCGAAUAAGAAGCAACGUGUACUCUUUUCCGAAGAGCAAAAGCAAGCUUUGCGUUUAGCUUUCGAACUCGAUCCAUAUCCAAAUGUGGCUACUAUCGAAUUUCUCGCCAAUGAGCUCGGUCUUGCCACGCGCACCAUUACGAAUUGGUUCCACAAUCACCGCAUGCGUCUUAAACAACAGGUACCACACAAUCAGCCCGGUGCCGAUAAUCCAAUACCCAGUCGCGAGAACACCAAUUCAACGCCUUUCGAUCCCGUCCAAUUCCGCAUUUUACUGCAGCAACGUCUACUCGAACUGCACAAAGAACGCAUGGGACUGAGUGGCGCACCAACGCUACCAUACCCGCCCUACUUCGCCGCCGCUGCGCUACUCGGACGCAGCUUGGCUGGCAUGCCAGGCGCCGCAGCCGCUGCCGCUGCUGCAGCAGCCAGUGCAGGCGGUGAACCCGACUUGCAUGCGCUCAAUCAAGCUUUCCGCGAACAAAUGCGCGGACUCGAUCUCACGAUGAGCUCUUUAAAACGUGAACGCAGUGUCGACUAUGACGACGAUCUCGACGAGAGUCAUCUCAGCGACAAUGAGUCACUAGACGGUGGUGAUGCCGGUGCCGAUGAUAAGUCCAACAGCGGCGAUUACAGAGAUGGCACAAGCACGCCGCGCACAACGCCACUCUCCACCGCCGCCAGCUACUUAAUGGGUGGACUAAAUGCAAAUAUGCGUAGUUCACGACGCAAGCCAGCCGCACCACAAUGGGUCAAUCCCGCCGGUCCAGGCGUCAGUACCGACACCAAUGGUAUCGUUGGCGCGACAAUGCCACAAACAAGCGCCGAACAAGAACGCAUCAUCAAUGGUGUUUGCGUUAUGCAACCGUCCGAUUUUAAUCGCAGCGAAGGUGACGAAAGCGCCGACGGAAAUGCGGAGGCGCAUAAACAAGCUGCUGCUGCCAACGUAGGCGAAAACGACGAAAAGCAGCAACAGCAGCGCUUCUUGGAACCGGAGGUGCGCAUCAAACAGGAGAAAGAGGAUUGUGACAGCGACAAUGAGACAACGUCGCUAAACGCAACGGCGCCAACAAGCGAAGAGAAGCUAAAAGUAAUCAGCGAAGACAAGUUGCGCAUGGUGCGCGUACAACGGCACAGUCACGAGGACGAUGUGGCGGCGACAACGAACAGCGCAGUGCCGACAACAGCAGGCGCAGCCAGCGUGUGGAAUUAUUAAUGCAACGUAAGCGCUUACGACGGCGUAUAGCUUUAAAGCUAAGCUUACGAAAGUUCACAUGUGGGCGCGUAACUUAAAAAUGUGCAAUCUGUGGUGUGAAGCGCGUUCACAAGCAUUAUGUCUGCGUAAUGUUACUUGUAAUGCGUACAGAAUUUUGUUUAUUCAAUGAUUUUUGUGUUUCUUGCUGAGAAAAUACGUAAUUAAUUUACAAAAUUUAAAGACAAUGCAGCGUUUCGACGAAAUAACGGCAUUUAAAUGCAGUCGUUGUUGAAUUUUUUGUUUUUUAUUUUUCUUGUAAUUUGAUUUGUGUAACUUUUGCCGACAAAGACUGUAAGCAGGUUUAGUAGUGGUAGUUGUUUUUCUUCAUUUUUUGUCUAGUUUAUAAUCGCUAUACUCUUAACGCAUUUUUAACACAUAAUUCUCUUCUCUUCAUCUAUACAUACUUAGUUUAAAGUGUAAAUAAUUAAUAUAUAAUAUUACAUACCGUAGUAGUGAACGCCCUGCCACCGCAACUGUAAAUAGUUAACAAAAUAAUAUAAAAAAAUAUAUAUAUUAUAUAUACAUUAAAUCAAGCAUUAAAAUUUAGUAAAAAUUAUAUACAAUUAAAAAGAGAUUACAAAUGUAAAAGAAGCUUUGGCGAAAGCGUCUUUUUGAUCUCAACAGUAAAAUCAAAGUAUAUUAAAACAAAACAAAAAGAAAUGGGAAGAAACCUUGCACGCGAAAAAUAUAACGCUAAUUAACAUGAAAAGCCAGCGUAAUUAUUAUUAUUUAACAUUUAGGCUGAGUAAUGUUUAAUAAAAAAUUAAUAAAUUAAAAUAAAAAAAAAAAUAAAAUUAUAAAUAAAUAAAAUAACAACAACAAAAUACAUAUUUAUAUGUUGAACGCCACAAAAAGUAUUUGUAUUAAGCGUAUGGCGGUGAAUAGCAAACCAAAAAUGGCAUUAAAGUGUAGCAUGUAGCAUAAGACUUAGAUAAAAACCGCAAAAAAUAAAUAUAAAUAUAUAUUAUAUAUAUAGACAUCUAAAUAGCGUAAAAGUAGUAAAUAAUAAAAUGGUAUUUAGCCUAUUAAAGCAGAUACAGGCAUACAUACAUAUACAAGUAUUAGUAUAUACUUAUAUUAUAUAUUAAUUAAAUAAUAUGUACGACAUUAAAAGGCAUUAAAGUUAGGCAACUGAGUUAAAGAAAAUUAAAAAAAAAAUUGUGAAAAAAAUUAAAUAAAAUUAAUUGAUAUAUGCGUAGCAGAGCAAAAAAUACACGAAACAACAAUAAAAGAAAUAAUUGAAAUAGCGUAAAUAGUUGUGAGGAUUUAGGUUUAAGACAUGAAAUACGUAAUUGUGUGAAAAUGUUGCACUUUCAAAGCAUUAUACGGCCAAUGAACGAAAAAAGCUGAAAUAAAUUAAAAUAGAAAAUAAUUAAAUAAAAAAAAAAUAAUUUGAAAUAAAAAAUAAAAACAAUAAGUGAAAAAUAUUAAUAAUAUAAUAAUUAAUAAUAAUAUUUAAAAAUAAAAUAAUAAAAAUAAAAAAAA
Molecule: messenger RNA, 9347 nt
Organism: Zeugodacus cucurbitae (melon fly)
Lineage: Eukaryota; Metazoa; Arthropoda; Insecta; Diptera; Tephritidae
Gene: cut
Product: homeobox protein cut
Exons: 8
Coding region: 489-7823 (2444 amino acids)
Biological process (GO): regulation of DNA-templated transcription
Molecular function (GO): DNA-binding transcription factor activity, RNA polymerase II-specific; DNA binding
Source: RefSeq, a predicted model, not a curated record